Acaulospora colombiana is the source of this 394-nucleotide messenger RNA. NCBI's taxonomy places the organism in Eukaryota, Fungi, Glomeromycota, Glomeromycetes, Diversisporales, Acaulosporaceae. The record is from the annotation of a GenBank genome assembly.
AUGGCAAACCGGGCCGACAAGGGGAUCAAAGCACAGGGAUAUCCGCAGUCCUAUCGACCGUGGCCUGCGAAUGGAAACGCAAUAUUUUCUGCCACAUUUCUUCGGCCGAACCAGGAAGAUACAACUCACAUUGAAGAAUAUCGACGUCAAGAACAAGCCGUUGCCAAUGUUAGACAUACCGAAUUCAUGAUUGCGAGACUAACCCAACACCAAACGUUACCUGCAGGGCGAAAACGUUCACAAUCUCCGCUCUUUGAUCCUAUAAGAGUUUUGGCGUCCUUGAGAGAUGCGGAUGGAUCCUUCAAGACACUCGUGGUCGACGCCCUUGCAAUUCAGUCCGAACAGGAAGCUACUGACUACAUGCGUGUGGGAUCGUAUUGCGAGGCUAUUCAAU